This is a messenger RNA of Melanaphis sacchari, 1050 nucleotides long. It is a transcript of the gene U2af38, whose product is annotated as splicing factor U2af 38 kDa subunit. Lineage: Eukaryota; Metazoa; Arthropoda; Insecta; Hemiptera; Aphididae. Gene Ontology annotation, molecular function: pre-mRNA 3'-splice site binding; metal ion binding. Gene Ontology annotation, cellular component: spliceosomal complex; U2AF complex. The transcript is spliced from 8 exons. The coding region runs from base 126 to 845 and encodes 239 amino acids. Gene Ontology annotation, biological process: mRNA splicing, via spliceosome. The record is from RefSeq and is a predicted model, not a curated record.
UCGGUUCUAACUUCUGUACCAACAAACUUGUUAAAAUCUCGUACGAAUCAAAUUUUUUCCGAUUUUAUAAUUCGGCAUCGGCUAUCCGCUAUCCGGCUUAUUAGUUUGAACUUCGAACUAUCGACAUGGCCGAGUAUCUGGCAUCCAUUUUUGGUACCGAAAAGGAUAAGGUCAACUGUUCAUUUUAUUUUAAAAUCGGUGCUUGCCGUCAUGGUGAUCGCUGUUCAAGAAUUCAUAAUAAGCCCACUUUCAGUCAGACUGUACUAUUGCAAAAUCUUUACGUAAAUCCACAAAAUUCUGCAAAGUCUGCUGAUGGAUCACAUUUGGUUUCAAAUGUAACUGAUGAAGAAAUGCAAGAACAUUAUGAUAAUUUCUUUGAAGAUGUUUUCGUAGAAUGUGAAGACAAGUAUGGCGAAAUCGAAGAAAUGAAUGUUUGUGACAACUUAGGGGAUCAUCUUGUUGGCAAUGUUUAUAUUAAGUUUCGUCGAGAAGAACAUGCAGAAGCAGCUGUUAACGAUUUAAAUAACCGAUGGUUUGGUGGACGUCCGGUUUAUGCUGAAUUGAGCCCUGUAACAGACUUUCGAGAGGCUUGUUGUCGUCAGUAUGAAAUGGGAGAGUGUACACGUAGUGGAUUUUGCAAUUUCAUGCACUUGAAGCCAAUAUCACGAGAAUUACGCAAAUAUCUUUACAGUCGUCGAUCACGCAGACAUCGUUCACGUAGUCGUUCACGUGACCAUGUUGGAACUCGUAGAACCAGAUCACCUUCUCCUAGACAUGGUCAUCAUCGUGGAGGUGGUGGUGGUGGUGGUGGUGGCGGAGGUGGACGUAGAGAUCGUAGAUAUUAAUUAUGUUUUUAUUGCAGCAAAUAAUUUUUCUCGACAUUAAACAGUGUACCAUAAAACAAUAACUUGAUACUUUCAUGUAAUAUGUGUUAUAAUUUUAAAGAUAAGGCAAAGUAAAAUAAUAAGGACUUUAUAACCAAAGUAGUUUGUUUAUUUCCAUCUUUUAAUUAUAAUGGCUGAUAAUAGUGCAUAUUUUUUUUUCUGUUUU